Blastomyces dermatitidis ER-3 is the source of this 3553-nucleotide messenger RNA. Its product is annotated as spermine/spermidine synthase. Bases 340 to 2082 code for a protein of 580 amino acids. NCBI's taxonomy places the organism in Eukaryota, Fungi, Ascomycota, Eurotiomycetes, Onygenales, Ajellomycetaceae. The transcript has 3 exons. Gene Ontology annotation, biological process: polyamine biosynthetic process. The record is from RefSeq and is a predicted model, not a curated record.
UGAUUAGAAUAUAUUGAACUUCAUCCCAGUCUCAAGUUGGCUUCAACACGCUCAUGAUAGAUCAUUCUGCUGUCUUCUAGCUCAAGCUCGUUCUGAAUUCCCUGUAUCAUACUGCGUAUACUGCCAAUCUCCGCUAUACCUGUCCCUUGGUGAAGCCAAGCUCGUUAGCUUUCAGCUGUUUUGUGCGGCAUAUGCCCCACAUAAUUUUAAUAUUUCAAGACCCGUUCGAUCCUGCCACCUAUCCAAGUCUUCCUGCUCUGCUUCAUCGCACUAGUCUUUCAUAGAUGAGCGAGAUACUCGGAUUACUUUUAAAUAUAUUUUUGGUUCCGUACCGCUGCCAUGCCAGCUAGAAAAUCCCCCUCUAAGGGUGGGAAGUCCGCUCAGAAAGUGGAAGAUAAACGGAAACCACCCUCACAAUCCCAGGGCACCGAGAAUCGAGUCUUUUCCGCACCAAAAACUAUUCAAUUGAUUGGCCUCGCUAUUCUGCUUCUGGUGCUUACGGCCACCUAUUCUCCAAUAUCUCAAUUGACACUCUCGCCAGUCUAUGGAUCCGUCCCAUCAGCAGCCUUCCACCAGAGGGGGAUGAUGGUGGCUGCUCUCAGUGGAUGGUUCGCAAAGGACCAAAUCAGGAAACGGCUAUCCACAAAGAUCAUGAACGUCUUGCCGGUGCUAGCCUUCACAAUUCCGACUAUUCAGUUUUUCCUGUUUAUGCGAAGCGCCCAGCUGGGCGUUGUAUAUGGCCCUCUCUUGACAGAACUCCUCACAUAUUUCCCUUUGGUGUUUUUGUCCGUCUCUUCAGUGGCCAUGUUGCUUGAAGACGCAGAUUUGAGGCGGUACGGUGAGACUUUGGGGAAUCAUGGACCCUUUUUUGGGUCGUAUAUUCUCUUUAUCACCCUCCAAAAGUUUGUUGGUAUUUUGUUGCCUGGGUAUAUUGGAAAGAACGCCUUGAUGGCUCGCAUUCCGCUACAACUUAUAACUGCGUCCCUUUACGCCAUUUCUCUCCCAUCGAAAUGGUUAUUGCUCGCGUUACCCCCAUUGCUGUUUUCGUCUGGAUAUAACGUGCACUUUCCUUUCAAGCAUACAACGGCACUUUUGAACUCAACCUUACAAGCGGAAGAUUUCGUUUUGUUGCACCGAGAGGAGUCAUUGACGGGAUACCUAUCCGUUUUGGAGAACGUCAAGGAACACUAUAGGGUGAUGAGGUGUGAUCAUAGUCUUUUAGGCGGAGAAUGGACCCAAAUGCCUAACGCGCAAUAUCCGGAAGUCAGAGAGCCUAUAUAUUCGAUUUUUACGAUGUUAGAGGCGGUGAGGUUGAUCAAAAAUGAUGAUGGAAGUUCAAGGAUGGGAGGCACUGGGACCAAUUCUCUCGUUGUCGGCCUCGGAAUCGGUACAACGCCCACCGCACUCGUAAAUCACGGCAUAGAUACAACAGUUGUCGAGAUAGACCCUGCAGUACUCCAUCUUGCUGAGGAUUACUUCAGCCUUCCAAAAAACUUUACACCAGUUAUACAAGACGCGGUCAAAUUCGUAGACGAAGCAAGCAGAGCGACUCCGGCCCCUACAUUUGACUAUAUUGUGCACGAUGUUUUUACUGGCGGAGUAGAGCCAGUUAGCUUGUUCACGAUAGAGUUUAUGAAAGGUCUCCGCUCGCUUCUGAAGGAAGACGGCGUUAUUGCUAUUAACUACGCUGGAGAUUUGACCCUACCCUCUUCUGGUCUUAUUGUUCGAACGAUCAGGGCUGUUUUCCCAAGUUGCCGGAUAUUCCGUGAGAGCGAACCGCCUGCAGAUACCAGGGAAGGCGAUUUUACCAAUAUGGUUAUCUUCUGUAAACUGACGGAUUCGCCCUUGGAGUUCCGAAACACUACCGAUGCCGACUUUCUCGGCAGCAAGUCCAGGGAAGCGUAUCUGAUGCCUCAACUUGAAAUUGACGCUGCUUCUUUUGCAAAAGCCGAGGAUGGCCAGCAGGAUGUCCUUGCAGAAGGCCAAGUUGGAGACUUGGUAAGGUGGCAUUCUCAAAGCGCUGCUGGCCAUUGGAGUAUUAUGAGGACAGUUCUCCCUCACGUUAUUUGGGAGAACUGGUGAUUUUCACUUCGAUUAUGUUGCUGACACGGGAAUUCAUCAAUGACGCUGGACGCCAGGGAUUCGUUCUCCCUGCUCAGGUUAUUCUGUUCCGGGUAUCUCAUGCCUGUUGUAUAUAUAUGUACAACAUAGACUUCUAUCUUUGUCUUUCUAUCUCAUCUAUAAGCCCGCAUUCGUAUCUUGUUGUGAGUCAUCACAUUUCCCAAAACUGUAUACAUUCAAAGGAUCGCCUUCUCUUGUUUUAUCAAAUUCUUCCUUAUUGCCGCAAUAUCCUGAUCACUAAAUCCCAUCCCGUUCUUCAAAUACCCCUCCGCCCCAGCAUAUUUCUCAUCCACCCACUUCAUUGUCGCCAUGAUCGCCGCCGCCUUUGCUGAAACCAUCCUCUCCGCCCCCUCCCUAUCACCAUCAAAAGCUAGAUGAGCCAACACCCUAUCAAUAGACUGUUGUCGCAACUCACCCAACCCAGCCUCAGUGAGCUCAUACUCUCGCCCAAUAACCUCAUCAUCCAGAAGCCCGGCGAUCCGCAAAAUCAGCGCGGCGCAUACACCCGUCCUGUCCUUUCCGGCCGAACAAUGGAACAACAACGGCUCCUCAGGCCUGUCGCGGAUAUGUUCAAACACAGCACGGAACGCUCCCCCCGCAGCGCCCGCCCUCAGUAUCUCUGCAUACGCGCGCAUGAAUCCUUGCGGUCCGUCAGAGGAGGCAUAGUCCAUAUAGCGCAACGCAAGGCCUUCGGGACUUGCAUCCUGGUCUUUGAAAACGGGGACGUGGCGGCGGGUUGCUCCGGGUAUGUCGAUUGAGGGGGAGCGCUCGCACUCGGGGAUAGAGCGGAAGUCGUAGAUGGUAGUUAUGCCGAGUUUACUGGUAAGGUAGUUGGCACCUUCGGGUGUGGUGUUGGACAGAGUAGCGCAGCGGAAAAUGAAGUUGCGCCGCACGGAUGUAGUAGGCGAAAUUGCGUAGCCGCCCAGGUCACGGAGGUUGGCGAUGCCAUCCGCGGAGUGGAAGGGAGGGGAGGGGAGGUUGGUCAUGUUUAUCUUUCUUUCUUCUCGGUUCUUAAUACCACCGUAUAUUCUUUUCUGUUUUCCUUCUUGCCGAAGGAUGGUGGGACUAUUUACAGCCUCGUCUCCUUGCUGGAUUGCGAUAUAUUUCUCACUUUGUUUUUUAUUUUGCUUUCGAUAAUCGAAUUCAAAGCCUCACCAUUAUUAGAAUCGAAUUGAUUUACAUAAAUCUAAAAUGUAUUUAACAUGGCACAGACGUAGAGAUAAGAGCGGAUUAUUUAAUCCAUUAUUUGUAGCUGCCCCGCGGUGGAUAACAAUAUGGAUUUUUGCCGAGGCCUACUGCUGUGCAAUUUUGCAGAGUCCCUGUGUACUAACUACAGACUCAACGCGGGAACCAAACGGACACGUCCCCGAAGGGUAGGCUAAUAUCCGCCGUAUAAACAAUGUUUACGAUUCUAUUCUAUAGAAAAGGGAGA